AUGUGCAAGUCGACAGUUAAAAACAUGGUGGAAAGUCGAAUUGUCAUACGAAAUUGUGUUAUUAAUCUCACAAAUAUUCUCCUGGAAGAACUGGAAGAAGUUUUGGAGGAAGAGGAAAACACUGAAAACAAGGAUAUGGUGUCGAGAAUGGCUUACACGGAGAAAAAGUCAAGGAGCUUCUACGAAUUUAAUAAGGGAGCUGAGAUCCUAAAGAAUACAGAAUGA
This is a messenger RNA of Acanthoscelides obtectus, 225 nucleotides long. The record is from the annotation of a GenBank genome assembly. NCBI's taxonomy places the organism in Eukaryota, Metazoa, Arthropoda, Insecta, Coleoptera, Chrysomelidae.